This is a messenger RNA of Harpegnathos saltator (Jerdon's jumping ant), 3100 nucleotides long. RefSeq lists its product as uncharacterized. The transcript is spliced from 3 exons. The record is from RefSeq and is a predicted model, not a curated record. The coding region runs from base 55 to 2136 and encodes 693 amino acids. NCBI's taxonomy places the organism in Eukaryota, Metazoa, Arthropoda, Insecta, Hymenoptera, Formicidae.
GCCCGCCGCUUUUUCGCAGCGUCGAGGAAGAAUCCACGAGUUAUCCUUUCGGCAAUGAGGAGGAUACUUCUGACCAUGACCCUGCUGUCGACGGCAAUGUCCGAAAAUAUUCUGAUGGAGAACCAUCCGGCAUCAACGGCGUGGAGCCGCGAGAAGCAGUUCUGGAAUAAGAAACUAGAGCGAGCGUCGCGGGAUGACAUCCCGUUGGAACUGAAAGCUAUCCCGAAUUACGGCGACGACAGGCAGUUCCCUCGGAUCACGGACACACGGCUCGUCGACGAACCCGUGCAGCUGUCGCCGAUAACGGUUAUCAGGCGGCCCGACUUCAUGCGAUUCUCCCUAGCUGGUCUAUUGCCGGACAAGCCGAAGUUCGACAACACCAGGCCGACGGUCUUGAUCUCCAUCGGCAUACAGAACAAGAAGGCGGUUGACCGUACGCAGGAGGAAUGCUCGACGAGGAAGAGCUUCCGCAAGCAUAAUCUAGACCGGCAGAUGCAGCAGCCGUUCUACGUCGAGGAGCCGCGGUGGAUCGAGAUCGACCCCAGCUACGCGGACGGGUCGGCUCAGGAAAACGCCGAUCCUUACAUAAUGUCGCGAGGCAAGAAAUUCAAGAUGAAGAGCCCGGACAAAUUGGAGAAGACGAUCGAGGAUUACAAGGAGAUCCUGGAUUACACGAGCAGGAGCAAGAGGCUGUCGACGAAAAACCACGUCCACAGAUCCAUCGAAGCGACGGACGAAGGCUUCCAGACUAACACGCUUGGCGAGAAGCGCGGUCGGGAUGAGGAGUCGAGCCGCUACGACCUCCUCCGGGAUCUCGGAAGACCUAUCAGCAAGAUCGCGUCGAUCCGAAUGGAGAGUGACGCAGACGAGAAGAAGUCGCCGAAAAUCGACGAGAGGUUCGACGAUGAAAACGACGAGAAGAGGAAGUACACCCUUAUGAGUCCUGUUCGCGGGGGGGUCUUCGUCGAUAGAUUACAGACGCGAGGAUCGCCGUACGCUCACAAAUUCGUAGAGAAGAAUCGAGCUGCCGCGAACGACACGUUAAUCGCAAACUCCAUCGAACAAGAGCUGCAGCGUGAAGAUGUUCCAAGAUACGUUAAAAACGACGUUAAAAACGAUGAGACCGUGAAGGUCGACAAGAGAUUCCGCAAGGAGGACUUCGCCGGACUCGGUACGGGUCCAAGUAACGAAGGAGCAUUCGAAAGCGACAUGUUCAUCAGGGCGCACGAGAAGCGCGGGAACCGCGAGAUCGGCUGGACAAGUCUGAACUACAAGGACUACGUCGGCAAGAAGAAAAGCACCGCACCUGAGCGAACGCGCAACAAUGAUUAUCCUGACGGAUUUGACAACUUCAGCACAUACGGCGACCUUUUCAUCCCGUUCCGCGGUAAGAAACUGUUCGAUGGCGAUUCCGAGCAGAUAUCUGGCAGGAGGAAUACAAGGCUGAACAGGCCCUUCGCAGGACGCUGGCAAGAUUCGCCGAGCAUCGAGCGUUACGCGCAUCACAAGGAACCCGAGAGAGAGGAGAGAGAAGCAAAGAACGAUGUAAACGGACCAGAUUUCGGCAAGGACGACGCAAGGACGACAGACUCGCAAUCGACGAAGAAGCCGGACUCAAAAAGCUCCUUCGAAACGAAGAGGCAUUCGAAUUACCGGGAGAAGCGCGACAUUUACGAGGCCAGACACGAGCUCCGAGAGGACGCGUUGCUGAGGAGCAUCGAGGAGGAGAUUGCGGAGUCUGCCGAAGCUUACUUGAAGCCGAGAAACAAGCAUAGCAACGCCCCGGACCUGCAGACCCACCUGUCCACUGGACCUUUCUUCGUCAUGCGAGGUAAAAAGGUGCCGCGCGAACUCUCAUACACGCUGAACUCGAUGACAGAGUGGCCGAACAACGUGAUGAUUGACAUCGUUCGAGCGAUACAUCGAUCGAUGAAGCAGGAUCCGUUGAAGAUGCUGCUGACGGAGAGGUCCAAGUGCAACGACGACGAAAACUGCGACACCGACGCGAACCGGUCGCCGAAGAGCAAGACGAUGAUGACGAUGAGAGACCGACGCGACUCGUUCGAUAAGUUCUUGAGGAAGCACGACCCGUUCAUGUUAAUGAGGGGCAAAAAGCUGAAAUUGGAAAACUUUUAGUACAACAGCCGACCGUAGCGGCAGCGAAAGAGUCGCGCCGUUUGAGUGGAUUUCAGCUUCGUUUUCUAUCGCUGCACUACCUCGCACCAGGUAUAUUUUCCUUUCCCCUCCCAAGUUCCGAAAGUGUACAUCAGCGGUAGAAAACAAAUCUUUCGAUUACGGACGCUACGCGAGACGACAGGUCUUCGACGUAUCCUUCCUGAUGACCUCGCGAUGACGCUACGACAAGGAAGCGGGACGUGUGACCUCGGGUGACCGCGGUCUCCCCCCGAUGUACGUAGAUUGCUACUUGCUUUGGCUGUGCUCGGAACGCGAUGCGACUUCAAACACAGCGACGUAUCAUUUUUCCAGACAACCGUAUUCGUUGCGAAUUCGAGCGAAUGGCGAGAAGAUUAUGAGUUACUUAGAAUUAGAAGGUUAAACUCAGUGCGCGUGACAAGGAAUUACUUGUGCUGCAAACCUCUAGGUUUGCAGGCUCUAGUCUGCAAACGCGCGAACCCGUCAAUAAUUACGGAGCAAAUGCAAAAUUUAUGACGAUCUGAGCACGUAGUCUGCAUUCGCGUGACAUACUCUAGUAUAAACUCGACAUACUUAUAAUGUGUAAUGUUACUGCAUGUCUAUCGUUAAAACUGACAGAUUUGCGGCGUAAACAGAGGUCACAACAUUGAAUCGAUACGUUGAUUGAAACAGCAAAUAAAAGUUGAUAUAAAUCUUAGAAUUGCUAUAUAUAACUGACAUGCCAUUAAUAUACUCGUUUCGUAAGCACAAAGAAAAGGCCGAAAAGUAUAAAGGAACUUCUGUGAUGAUAAAACUCCUUGCUUUGAUAAAACUCCAAAACAUAACCUAUACGAACGCAGUUAUCGAGAAGCUGUUUCCUCGUUGCAAACUGUGUCGUCGAUUGCUUUGUGCUUGAACGUAUCGCUCGAACACGUUGGUUCGCACGCAAACUGUGCGAAGUAAAAAU